CGCAGAGCUGAAGCAGCCUCAGACUGUCUGGAGCCUCCGGAAACACAAAGAGGGAUUUCUUGUCAUUGCCUGCUGGCCCAGUAAAAGUCAGAGAGGAUGUUAAUGAUGAUGAUGAUGAUGAAGAAGAAGGGGCCAAAGUCUUUGACUGUGUUUGCUUUCGUUCUGGCCUCAGUCAACUGUAUCCUCCCCCCAUCGAAAGAGGAUCUCACCCGGAUUUCAGAGCUGGGAGAGAAAUAUCUGGAUGAACAGAUUGAAAAUGCCAUUAAUGGGGUGAAGGAGAUGAAGGCUGUGAUGCAGAAAUCUUCAGAAGACCACAAGAAGUUUCUGGACGCUCUGGAGAAAACCAGGCAGCAGAAAGAGGAUUCGAUGCGUGCUGCUCAGGAGAUGGAGGCCAAGCUGGAGCAGGAGGAGGAGGUUUGUAACGACACCAUGAAGGCUCUGUGGGAGGAGUGUAAGCCCUGUCUGAAGAACACCUGCAUCAAGUACUACUCAAGGACAUGCAGCAGCGGAUCUGGACUGGUGGGACGCCAGUUGGAGGACGUGCUGAACCGAACCUCUCCCUUCUCCAUCUGGAUCAACGGGGAGAAGAUAGGCGACCUGGAGCAGGAAGGACAACGACAAAGCAAAGAAUUCACGGACCUGGAGUCGAAAUACACAGAGAUGGCCGACGGAGUGGAGAGCAUAUUUUCAGACAGUAUGAAGGUGGCUGAUAGCGUACACUACAGCCCUUCAAGUUUCUUUAGUCUCUUCAGCCCCUACAAUCGCCGGAGAAGAAGCAUCCGCACAGUCUUCCAUGAGCCUUUCCAUGGCUUCCAAAAUUUGUUCGCACCCAUGAUGGGCAUGGGCAGGAACUUCUUCGGCUCCAUGGGUUCCAUGAUGGACCUUGACGCUGACACAAUCCCUAAUGAUAAUGGCAGUGUGAAUGAGGACGUCAUCAUCACCAAACCUUUUGGCAACGGCAAGAUGACCUGCAGAGAGAUUCGCCGCAACUCAGCCGGCUGCAUCAAGUUCCGUGGGGAGUGUGAGAAGUGCAAAGAGAUCCAACAUAUUGAUUGCUCCGGUAAGAAACCUCUAGAGGGCCCCCUGAAGGAGAACCUGGAGGAGGCACUGGCCAUGGCUGAGCGCUUCACCCAUCAGUACAACACCCUCCUGAAGAGGUUCGAGGAGCAGAUGUUCAACACCUCCUCCAUGCUGGACCUGUUCAACACGCAGUUCGGCUGGGUGUCGUCUCUGGCCAACAACACCAACUCAAAGGACAACAUCUUCCAAGUUCAGACAGUGAUUGGCAAGGACGACGCGCAGACUGGUGAGGAAACAACGCCAGGAGACACCAAAGUAUCCGUGCAGCUCUUCGACUCACCACCCAUGGACUUCAGCGUGUCAGGUGACAUUCCCUGGACCGACCCCAAAUUCUCAGAGGUGGUGGCCCAGAAGGCUCUGGACCGCUACAAGGAAACCAGCGUUGUGGUCAAAUAAAGUUGGAUUUGCAGCCCAACCUCCACCCAGUCAGCUGACAAGAGAAUGUUCUUGAUUCAUCUACAUUAAAACAAACCCGGAAACCCCAAAGCCAACCCACUGAUUCUGUUGUAAACCCUCUCCAAGUCCUGCUUUUACAGUUUAACCUCAGAGAUUUAUAUUGUUACAUUAGAGCUCUUCGUCCUGCUGUAAGAGAAGAUAUUUAGUAGAUGUACUCAUGUCUGUAGUACUUUAUACCACUUGUAGGUCUCAUAUCAUAUGUAAGCUGGGCACAAAAGGGUUAAAGCAUUAAGAAUGCUUGA
Molecule: messenger RNA, 1778 nt
Organism: Scomber japonicus (chub mackerel)
Lineage: Eukaryota; Metazoa; Chordata; Actinopteri; Scombriformes; Scombridae
Gene: clu
Product: clusterin
Exons: 10
Coding region: 97-1476 (459 amino acids)
Source: RefSeq, a predicted model, not a curated record